Triticum aestivum (bread wheat) is the source of this 1535-nucleotide messenger RNA. Its product is annotated as ethylene-responsive transcription factor ERF025-like. Gene Ontology annotation, biological process: regulation of DNA-templated transcription. Bases 343 to 939 code for a protein of 198 amino acids. NCBI's taxonomy places the organism in Eukaryota, Viridiplantae, Streptophyta, Magnoliopsida, Poales, Poaceae. Gene Ontology annotation, molecular function: DNA binding; DNA-binding transcription factor activity. The transcript has a single exon. The record is from RefSeq and is a predicted model, not a curated record.
GAUUAGAGAGCCCGAAAGCGACGUGAUUCUUCCCCACACGCCCGAAAGGAACUGCAAGGGGCUGUGGCUGCGAUUACCUUAGUUGUUUGCUUCCCGGGCAACAGCUCAUCGAGAGCGAGUGUCAUGGCGUCCCUCACGCUUCCCGCCCGCGCGCUUCUUCCCUGGCGGCCCCCUUAUAUAGCCGAGUUCCUCCGCGUGCAUUAAUUUAUCCGACGGCGAACUGCAUGCACGCGCACACUCCCGCAGUCACCACUCCCGCCUACGCACCCAUCGACUGAUACUGCAUUCCUUCUUAGUAGUGUAGUGUCGGGUAGUGCGGCCAUUGCCCUAGCUGAUCACUCAAUGUCUGGGCAUGGGUCGUCGGGCAAGCACCCCUUCUACCGCGGCAUCCGGAGCCGGUGCGGGAAGUGGGUCUCGGAGAUCCGGGAGCCGCGAAAGGCCCGCCGCAUCUGGCUCGGCACGUUCCCGACGGCCGAGAUGGCCGCCGUGGCCUACGACGUGGCCGCCCAGGCGCUGCGCGGGCCCGACGCGGCGCUCAACUUCCCCGCCUUAGCCGCCACGCGCCGCGCCCCGGCGUCCACCUCCGCGGACGACAUCCGCGCGGCGGCGGCCGCCGCAGCCGUCUCCGUCCAGCACGAUCGCGCCGGCGGCGGCAUUGCCCCCGCGGCUGCUGGAUCCGCACUGCAGCUGCAGCAGCAGCUGAGCGGAAGCAGUGCCGCCGCUGCCUCGGCGAGCGGCGCCGCCCAGCAGGAUCAAGCCGGCAUUGGGUUCAAUCAGUUCUUCCUGGACGAGGAGGCGCUCUUCGAGACGCCGCAGUUCCUGCGCAACAUGGCCGCCGGGAUGAUGAUGAGCCCCCCGAGGCUCAGCCCCGACUCUUCCGACGAAUCGCCGGACCCUUCCGAGGCUGGGGAGAGCCUCUGGAGCUACCGCGACCCGUAGCCAUAGAUCGAUCGAUCGAUCGAUCAUGGCCUCCAUGCCAUGGCGUCGCGACUUGCUACUAGUACCAGUACUAUUGCUGCUACAGCACCACUACUGAACUUGGAGCCUGAAAUAACGAGGAUCGGUAAGGAGGCGCGUACCGGCGUUGAGACCCGUUUUUUCUCUCCGGUAACGCAUGCAGAUGUGGGUUUAGCGUCUGCCUUGAUCUCCUUGCACCUCUUCUCUCCUUUUUCUCUCAAUCUCUAGAGUAUUUUUUUUCCCUUCUUAUUGAAGUGUUUUGGACCUUCUGGUUUGAUGAAAGCCAGAAGGGGAAAAGGUCUCCAGUUUCACUAGCUUUGGCACUGUCUGAAAUAUCCGAGCUCGGCGGUAUAUAAAGCUGCAGCCAGAUACUUGACUAAAAUGUCGAGUGGGUCACGAGGAGUACUGUAUGCACUGUUUAUGUGGAUGUACUACAUAGUUGUGUAAUUAAGUUUGUACUGUAACUAUUCUGUGGGUGUGGAUUGGCUAUAAGAUGUGCGCACAGUGCGUCGCUAGCUCCACCUUUACCCUUUUUAAAACGCUUGUUGCUGAUGUUUCUAGAGUCUGGUGUGUGCUGA